This is a messenger RNA of Penicillium canariense, 1272 nucleotides long. RefSeq names its product GPI-anchored transamidase subunit GAB1. Gene Ontology annotation, cellular component: GPI-anchor transamidase complex; membrane. Lineage: Eukaryota; Fungi; Ascomycota; Eurotiomycetes; Eurotiales; Aspergillaceae. Bases 1 to 1272 code for a protein of 423 amino acids. The transcript has 5 exons. The record is from RefSeq and is a predicted model, not a curated record. Gene Ontology annotation, biological process: protein localization to cell surface; attachment of GPI anchor to protein.
AUGGCGGUGGACCGACGGAAGGUCGCGGUGUUUGGCGCGGCCUUUGUGCUGCGUCUACUUCUCAUUUGUUUUUUCCCUUCGCUCCCCGACUUGCUGACUGGCCGAGUCGAGGUCUCGACCCCGGUAAAUAGCUUCAAGCGACUGCAAGAAGGCCUUUACCUCUACACCCGCAAUGUGUCGCCGUACGACGGUGGCGUCUUUCACCAGGCGCCGCUCCUCCUCCCCCUGUUCUCCCUGCUACCCGACGUUAAGAGCAACCCAGUGCCUACGGCGGUAUUCUAUUUUCUUGUCGAUUUGUUGAACGCGCAGGCGUUGGCCACCAUCUCGGAGUCGGGCCAGUCAGUCCAGAGCCGGCUACACUCCGCCAUUCGGAAGCAUAUUCGGUGGGACGGGGUAUCCGUGGCGGCGUGGUUCCUCUUCAACCCUUUCACGAUUGCGACAUGUUUGGCGCGGCCAACAAGCGUGUUCACCACCUCGGGAAUCCUUUUCGCCGUCUCGAAUGCCGUCGAUGGCAAUAGCUUGAACGCAAUGCUCGCUCUGGGAUUCGCCUCUUACCUUUCUCUCUAUCCAGCCCUGUUGUUCGUCCCGUUAGCUCUGCUCUGCUAUGACCAACGGGUCCAGAAAUGCCCCCAGGCGCCCAGCACUGUGGUUUUCAUCUUGCAACAUGGUGCCAUUCUGUUUGGCAGCAUUGCAGGGCUACUUGGCCUCUCUGUCCUUAUCACGGGGAAUUUUUGGGAGUUCAUGUCGGCCACGUAUGGCUUCCAUCUUCUGGUUCCUGACCUAACCCCCAAUGUGGGUCUCUGGUGGUACUUCUUCAUUGAGAUGUUCGACUCCUUCCGCGGAUUCUUCCUCGGGGUCUUCUGGCUUCAUCUAGCCAGCUAUGUCGGUGGAUUUACUGCGCGACUGCGACGACAGCCUCUAUUCAUCAUCACCGCCAUUCUGGGCGUCUUUGCCAUUUUCAAACCGUACCCCAGUAUUUCUGAUGCUUCGCUAUACUUUGCGCUGCUGCCAUUGUAUCGGCAUCUUUCCCCCUUGAUGCGGUACACUUUCUUCGCCAUCUCGGCUCUUCUCUACUCGAGUCUGCUAGGCCCUGCCUUCUACCACCUCUGGAUCUAUGCUGGAUCCGGUAACGCCAAUUUCUUCUAUGCCAUCACUCUUGUCUGGAGCCUGGGGCUUUCCAUUCUCCUGGCGGACAGUAUCUUCGCUGCUCUCAGAGACGAGUGGGAGCAGGAUCACCCUGAAGCCAAGGGCCAGGAAGUGAAACAAGUGUAA